Ceratitis capitata (Mediterranean fruit fly) is the source of this 3886-nucleotide messenger RNA. It is a transcript of the gene dpp, whose product is annotated as protein decapentaplegic. Lineage: Eukaryota; Metazoa; Arthropoda; Insecta; Diptera; Tephritidae. The record is from RefSeq and is a predicted model, not a curated record. Gene Ontology annotation, cellular component: extracellular region. Gene Ontology annotation, molecular function: cytokine activity; growth factor activity. Bases 433 to 3105 code for a protein of 890 amino acids. The transcript is spliced from 3 exons. Gene Ontology annotation, biological process: SMAD protein signal transduction; BMP signaling pathway.
ACAGUCUAAAUGUUGUUGCCGUCACCAACUGAUUUAACAACACAUUUGCCAACAGUUGAGCGUUUAGUGCCAGAAACGUCAACGACGGCGACUACGACGACGGUAGUGAAGACAGUAACGGCACUCUUGGACAAUAGCAAAAGCAAUAGGUUGUGCAAAUAUCACAUUGAAGGAAAGGCAGAAGAAGAAGAAACAGCAGCAGCGCUGUUCAAAGAAGAAGCUCAAGACAAAUUGUUGUUUCUACGACAAGUGCAACGACAACAACAACGACAGCAACUGCGGUUCCAAUCAACACAUAAAUCACAUCAACGAUACUUAAUCUUCGCUAUUACCCGCUUUACCAACGGCCGGAGUACAAUUUUUCAAGAUAUCAAAGCAACCUAAGCGACAACUUUGGGCAGCAAAGGAAAGUUAAAAGAGUUGAAAGCGACCAUGCGCGCAUGGCUUCUACUCCUCGCAGUGCUGGCGACUUUUCAAGCGAUCGUUCAAGUUGCUAGCACCGAGGAUAUAACUUCGAGUUUUAUUCAAGCGAUAUCACCGCAAAUUAAAGCAACAACACAGCAGCAACAACAACAACAACAACAACAACAACAAUAUAAAUAUCAACAAAAAUAUUUUGAAUUGGAAAAUUCACCGCGUGAACCAAAAGUGGCGUUGGCAAAUAAACAAUUGAGUGCAAUUAAAACAGCAAUUAGUCCAGUUUAUGAUAUAACACCGUUAUCAGUGACAAGAAAAGAAAUAGCGGUAAAGCACAAUAGCACAAUAGAAGGGCGAACAAAAGCAGUGACAAUAGAAAAGUCAACAACAGUGAUCGCAACGAUUAUUGAAAAAAAUAAUAAAAACAGUGAUAGUGUUAGUUAUAGCAAUAAAAACAACAACAACAAUAAUUAUAACAAAAAUAAUUUAAAUAAAUCUAGUGUAAAGGAUAUUGCAGUAAGCAAGCGUAGCGUACAACCAGCAAGCGAUUUUGUGGUGAAAGCGCAGCAAACGCAAAGCAAUAAACAACAUAAAAUUCAAAAUAAAAAUCAAAAUCACAACGAAGUGAACGAUAAAAGUGACAAGAACGCGAAAAACGCGCUAAUAACUGUUUUAAGAACGCAAGAAUUACAAAAAAUAAACAGCAGUAGCAGCAGCAACAACAACAACAACAACAACUCUAAUAAAGUGCAAGAAUUAAUAGAAUUUAACAAUAAGAAAAGCGAAGAAAAAAUUCUAACAACAAAAAGUACUAACAAGCUCGAAGCGCAAAAUAGUGCAGUGCAAAGUAGUGAAAAGUUAGCAGCAGCAGCAGCAGCAGUACCAUCGGAAGAAGAAGCAACAACAGAAAAACUAUCAGCGAAUAAGGUAGAAAAUAAAAGCAAUAACAUGGCUCUUAAUGAAAGUGUAACGCCUCAAUUACACAGCCAACGGCAACAUAGAAAUCAUAAUCAACAACAACAACGACAGCACCAUCAUCAGCAACACAGGCAAAAUAAAAAGAGCCAUCAUUACCAUCAUCAUCAGCAUCAGCAGCAGCAGCAACAGCAACAGGAUACUCAACACCAUACACAUCAGCGUAACCACCAAAACCAUCAGCUACACAGAAAUACUAACGCUUCCUCCAGCGAACCAGCGACGGAAGCACAUUUAGCGACGGCAAAACGUUUAGCAAUAGAAACAGCAAAAUCUAACGCUGAAGUAAUACAAAACUCCCUUCAUGAAACGACAAACUCCAUAAGUGAGGCUGCGCUCGAAACGCCAUCACAUCUAGAAGCUGCUGAAAAGUUAGCGUUAGACUCAGCGCCGUUACCAGCGUCGAUAACAAGUAAAGCUAAUAACGCUAACACCACCGCCGCCACAUCCACUGCAACUGCAAGGGCAACUGCUGGCAGCACCACAGCCACCAGUGAUAAUGCUGAUGCCGAUGAUGAUGCUGAUGAUGUGGAUGACAGCGAUGAGAAUGCUGAAAAUAAUGAGCCCGCCACAUACAGUAAUAAAGAGAUAAUCGGUGAUAAACUCAAACCCGAUCCAUCGACUCUAGUCCAAAUUGAGAAUAGCCUGUUGUCGCUAUUCAACAUGAAGAGGCCACCAAAAAUUGAUCGUUCAAAAAUUAUUAUACCCGAAGCGAUGAAACAAUUAUAUGCGCAAAUAAUGGGUCAUGAAUUGGAUAUUGCGAAUAUACGCCGGCCGAGCAUACCAUCGAGAACAGCGAAUACCGUGAGAAGUUUUACACAUAUUGAAAGUAAAAUCGACGAUCGAUUUCCGCAUCAUCAUCGGUUUCGUUUGUACUUCGAUGUGAAGAGCAUACCCACCGAAGAGAAGCUGAGAGCUGCCGAGCUACAACUAACACGUGAUGCUAUUAGCGAAGCGAUGCUAAACGAACGUCUCGCUAACCGCGACACCUACCAAGUGCUGGCCUACGAUAUCACACGAGUCGGUGUGCGCGGCAAGCGUAGUCCAAGCUAUCUGCUGUUAGACAAUAAAUCUGCGCAUCUUAAUGGCACCGACACCGUACAUCUCGAUGUUCGACGGGCGGUGGAACGGUGGUUAGCGACACCGCGAAAAAAUCACGGUCUGCUGAUAGAAGUACGUACCGGUCCAACACUCAAACCUGCGCCACAUCAUCAUGUACGUCUGCGACGGAGCGUCGAUGAGCCACACGAAAGUUGGCAACACAAGCAACCGGUGCUGUAUGCCUAUACCGCUGAUGGUAAGCAUAAGACUCGUUCAAUACGUGAUGCGGCGGCGAGUUCAACGCGUUCGAAACGUGCCGGUCAUCAUCGGCGUGCACAUCGUAGGAAAAACAGUGAUGAGAUUUGUCGACGACAUUCAUUGUACGUGGACUUUGCCGAUGUGGGUUGGAGCGAUUGGAUUGUAGCGCCACCAGGCUAUGAUGCAUUCUACUGUCAGGGUAAAUGUCCCUUCCCACUCGCCGAGCACAUGAACUCCACCAAUCAUGCGGUCGUGCAAACUUUAGUCAAUAAUCUAAAUCCUGGUAAAGUGCCAAAGGCCUGCUGUGUGCCCACCCAAUUGGAGGGUAUCUCUAUGCUCUAUCUGAAUGACCAGAAUACCGUAGUGCUGAAGAACUAUCAGGAUAUGACAGUUGUGGGCUGUGGGUGUCGAUAAUAAGGACAUUACGGCUAUUGACGGAGCAGCAGUAGCAGCAGCAGCAGUAAGAGUUAAGAAAGAGUGAGUAAGAACACAAAGAAAAAAUGCUCGUGCUCAUGACGAUAAAAGCCACAGAGUAGCGCCGAAAAACUGCGUUGAUAUUCGGUAAAACGAACUAGAAAACGAAUACAUAUUGAACCAGAAGCCAAACCAAUGUCGUCGAUGGUAUAUCUAAAGUGUACAUCGACCAUAAAAUUGUGUGUUUAUUACGACGUGUGCAAGCGCUCGACCUAUGCUAACGCAACGAAGAGCCAAAGCAAAUUCAAUAAGCCGCUGUUGCAGCGAUCUAAAGAGUACACAGCGAGAGCACGAGAACACAUGACGCUAUAGGUGAGCGUAAAUUAACAACCGCUAGCCGUACUACUCUUGCUGACCAAAAAGGACAAAAGUCCACCUAAAUAGAGAAGUUUCGUACCCACACGCACACGCACCCACGGCGUAGACGCCGAGCACAUGCACAUCGGGAGCGCAGACAAGAGAGCAUUAAAUGCUAGGUUUCAAGCCGCUUCACGCUUUAAUAAGUUUAAAUUUUUAUUAAACGAAAUGCAAACAAAAUGGACUGAAUAUAUGAAUUUUAAGUAUAAAUUUUAGACUUUAUUUUUAUUAAAUAGAGCAAGUAGAAAAACGAAGCUGAGUUGCGUUGAGAGUUAAUGGAACUGAGAGUUGCGCCACGCGAUCGUCGCAAUUGACAGCCAGGCUGCCAAGACGUUUGACAAUCACGGCCGACACAAUGAACAAA